UCGCGUACGAGAUAAGAGAAAGUAGGUUGGCUCGAUCCUCCUCUUCGAUAACCGGCAGUUAUCGAUAACCGGGCGCCGCGGAACCCGAUGCUCGUAUCUCGCCCGUCAUACGAUCAGUUAACCUAACUCGCUCGCGGGAAGGGUCUGUCUCUCUCUCUCUCUCUCUCUCUUCCUUUCGGGACGCGGUAUACCGCAGGACGUCGGUUUGAUCCGGGAACAUUGUCCAGCACCGCAAACAAUCGAUCGUGGUGCCGCGACAGUUUGAGGGCUUAAGGUGUCCGCCUUCGCGUAUCGUUGUCUCCGUCAACAUUAGCGACGACUCUUCCCUGCCUCCACCGUCCGUCGUUCGCCCCGGGUUGAUCUAAGGUGAUUCUCCCCCAGGACCGAGCUGCCAAGGGAAUCCCGGCGUAAAAGGAGCCGCGACACAUCGAAACCGGCAACACGCAUUCGAGCACGGCUAUUCGCGCAGUGAUAGGAUCUACCCCACUAUCCUGCACGUUGCUCCCGCGUAGCGGUUUAGCCCCCCCCCCUCCCACUUUGCGUGCGCCUCUCUUCCUCUCUUCCUCUCUCUCUUACUCACCGCCCUCUUCGUGUACUCUUCUCGUUCCCACUGGGGAAACCCCCUGCGUCCGCUCCUUGCGCGCUGCUCGCCCCGAGAGCGGGGUAGUUUUCGUACGACGCGCCCUUCCGUCGAGUCGUCGAGGGUGAGAAAGAGAGAAAGAGAGGGCGACACACACGAAUCGCGCUGCAAUCCGGUGCACAUCUGCUGCAACCGUGUGUGACAGACGGCUGAAAGUGCGACCGAACGAUGGGAUUAAAGAGGCGCGAUCCGCCGCUUGCGACCGCGUCAGCGACAGCGACGGUGGCGAACCACCACCUCGGGAAUUACCCGCGGAAGUAGUUGAACGUGGCACCAAGCGUUUUCUCCGUGUCUCGGCUGCUCCUUCGGAGGGAACGUCGGCAACGUCGAGAGGGAGGGAGGGAGAGAGAGAGAGAGAAAGAGAGAGUGCAACGAGCUAAUCCGUGAUAAGGGAGGAGAGCUAUUGCUCUCGGAGGACCUACACCUCCCACAGUGUGUCCUCUUUCCGCGACGUGGUUCGAGUGAUCCGAUGAUCCGUGUGGAUUUUGCAGUAUUGAAGGUACUGCGUCAUGAUUACAGGCGAGUCCCCGGAGACAGCCCUAUUUCGCUCAACGUAGAGCUCUAAACCGAAAAGCCGAUUGCUCCGGCGCUCGCGUGCAAAAAAGCACGCCUAAAACGCACGCGCUGUAUUUCCCGUCCGUGUUGUGCGCUCCGAGGCGGGCGAAUCCGCAUAUAAAUGGGAUCCAUCCCGUCGGGUAGACUGUACGCAAAAGUCGGAAGUACUUCGAUAAAGAGGCGAGGAAAAAAUGUCAUGAAUUUCAAUGCUCCCUCGCGCCACGAGAAUCGGGACAAGCCGGCGCGCUAAAAGACACAGCCUCGUUCUGCGCGGAGAAGAUGCGGAACACGUUAUCGAGAGGGACGAUCCUGUAUCGCUUAGUUGCGAGUGAUAAAUGAGAGCGCGCGAAUUAUCGCACCGCCGGAAAGAAAGUUCAGAUAAAUUCCCGAAUAACGUCACACGCAAACACACACGCAAAAUCGCUGGAGAUGCUAACGCAACCGAUGAUGACCGAGGCGAGCGUGACGAAUUACCAAGAAGAGAAACGACGACGAUAAGACCGCGAAUGCCGGAAGGAAAGGUCGAUCGAGUCGCGAGCCACGUGGUCCACGCGUUCCUAAGCUAUAUUCGAGAGCUAUACCGUCGCCGGCGUAUACGAGCGAAUGCGCGGCAGUUUAAUGGAGCUUCGGUCUAUACCGCGGAGGAUGGUGCUCGACGAACAAUACCGCUCUCUCGCCGAUGAGAAUCGUAUCGUAUCGCCGAGGAAUAAGUUCAAGAGGCUCGAGAUGACGGCGGCCAGCGGAAGGCUCGUGCGCGAUUCGCGCCUUUAAAUCGAUAACACUUCAGCACGCGCUCGUCAUCGCGGCAGCAUCAUGGGGAAUGGCAUGAACAAGGUAGCUCCCGGGGUCGGAUCGAGCGCGAUCCUUCGACAGAAGACGAGGACGUGAGGUAUCGAGAACACCUGAGCGAAAGCACGGUCCUAGACGGACCAUGCGAGAUCGAGAUGUUCCUCGGGAAACGUUCGAGAGGGCUUCGACGAGUUCGGGCGCGCGGGUGGCGGCUUUGAUGUCACCGAGCGGAUGAGAUCGCAAUCUAUGCGACACCGACGUCUCGUCCGGGCGAUCGAUGCCCCGACGCUAUCUUCUGCACGUUGCCGUGAAUCGCGCAAAUACACACACACACACACACACACAUUUAUACGUCGGGAGACCAACUACGAGCGAUCGAAAUCGCAUUUUCGUCGCGUGCCAACGCCGCCGGCACGACAGCCUGUUUAUUCGUUUUUGCUCUCCACUCAACGGGGCGAGCAUGUCGCCCUCUUUUUUUUCUCUCCCUUUCUUUCUAUUUUUUUUUUCGCCUGCUGUUCUCGGGAUCGAUCGAUCACGAGACGACAGACAGCCGUCAGGCACUCUCGCCGGCGGUCUCGUCGAGGAGAGCCACGACCCGGUCGUUCUCUCCCAACUAAAUCAACGCGCGACGAGAGCGCGAUGAAGGAUCCCGCAAGGGGUAACUGUGAUAAGAGCAACGAAUGAAAUUAAUUCGUGAGGGGAUUAAGACUGACGGGGAAAAUGGAAUAUUUUCAUGGUAGCGCGGCUCCGCAGGAACAAACGUCAGACUCGAAUUGUUAAUGAGCUCGCUGCGGGAUUGCUUCUUUUAAUGCGUCUCGAUUCUCAUUCGAUCCUCCGAAGUGUGAAACUUGUUUCAAUAGACGGAAGGGACGCUGAGAAAGAAGAUAUUUUUUCCGUUCGAUCGGACUCUCGUUAAACAGAAUCGACUCGGUACAGAUGAAGGCAUCCGCAAAUGGUAAAUGACAAGUGACGGACGUUCGCUAGCUCGAACGCUACCUUCCAUUGAAAAUUCAAUAUUUGUCAAACGGGGUAAGUUAAUCUAAGAUUACGGUGCCCGGCUCGACGCCCAUCACGAAUCCAUAACCGCGUUUGCAUACCUCCGUCGCGGACCUGACCCGGAUUUAUCGCUAUCGUCGCCGUCGUCGUCUUCGUCGUCCAAAUAAUCUUUCGCCAAACAGAAUGCCGUAAAGAGACGGUAGCAUUUUAAAUUAGAGCCGCGGGGGAAGAAGUGACGAAGACAUCGCGCGUCGUCUCGGUUCAUUCAACGUGUCUAUUUAGGGUCACGGUCUUUUCAUACGUUCUAUAGAGGCUUUUGGUUACAGGGUAUCUGUUAGGCGAGACGCGUCGAUUUGAAUAUUAAUUAAAGAGCCGCCAUGAGAAUCCCGGCUUUCGCAACCUCGCCUGAGUUAACGUUUAUUUGAUGUGUUGGCAGGUGCUCCCUGGUCUUUACGUAGGUAAUUAUCAGGACAGCAAGGACGCCGAUCAAUUGGAGCGUUUCGAGAUUACGCACAUUUUGGCCAUCCACGACACGGCCCGUCGUUUACAUUCGGACAAACAUUACUUGUGCAUCUUGGCGGCCGACAGUCCCGAUCAGAACUUGUCGCAGUACUUCUCGCUGUGCAACGACUUCAUUCACGCCGCCCGUCUUCGCGGCGGAAACGUUCUGAUUCAUUGUCUGGCGGGAAUGUCGAGGAGCGUGACGGUGGCGGUGGCCUAUAUCAUGAGCACCACCAAUCUGUCUUGGAAAGAGGCGCUCAAAGUCGUCAGGGUGGGCCGUUCCAUCGCGAACCCGAACGUCGGUUUCCAACAACAGCUCAAAGACUUCGAGUCCAGCCGCUUACAAGAGGAGCGUCGCAGGUUGAAGGAGCGAUUCCCCAGUCUCGCUUUGGCGGAGGCCGACGCCGAGACGUGCAGAUCCACCCUGAGGAAUUACGAGACCCUCGCCUUGGCGAGGGAGGUGUGCGAAGGCAAAUGCGCGAUGGGACGCACCUGUCCGACCGGUCUUUGCCGACAAGCUUCCAAGAGGAGUCCGAGAAGGAAGUCAUCCACCAGCAGCCUCGGAAGCGCGUCUGGCAGGACACCCCCGCAAACGCCCAGACUACUACCGUCCGCGCCACCCUCGCCAGCCUUGCAGCGAUCGGCGAGCGUGGUGUCCACCAUCGCAUCGAGACCGAGAAGCGGACCCGCGGGCUUGCAUUCUUACACCGGAGGAUCCGCUCCACCUUCCAGAGCCGUGUCGAGGGUGGAUCUCUCGGCGGCGGCCGCCUGCAGCAGCAGCAACACCAGCCUCUCCGCCGUAGGCAGGUCGAGCGCGUUCUCCAGCAGCAACUGGCGGCUGACAGCCGGUUCUGCGCCGAACACGCCGAGACCAACGCCGCCGGUUUCCCCGCAACGUUGGCCGCGACGGCUCUCGAACCGGCAGACGGCGCAAUUGCCAUCGUUACCACCGGAAUCGCACCCUCCGUUGACGUAGCAUCGAGAAAGGCUCGAUUCGUUGCUGUCGAGCUUGGUAGAAUAACGAACCAAGGGAAUCGACUUCACGGGCAUCCUCUCCUG
Dinoponera quadriceps is the source of this 4540-nucleotide messenger RNA. RefSeq names its product dual specificity protein phosphatase 15. The coding region runs from base 3405 to 4457 and encodes 350 amino acids. Gene Ontology annotation, molecular function: protein tyrosine/serine/threonine phosphatase activity. The transcript is spliced from 8 exons. NCBI's taxonomy places the organism in Eukaryota, Metazoa, Arthropoda, Insecta, Hymenoptera, Formicidae. Gene Ontology annotation, cellular component: cytosol. Gene Ontology annotation, biological process: protein dephosphorylation. The record is from RefSeq and is a predicted model, not a curated record.